CUUUAAGAGAGAGAGAGAGAGAGAGAGAGAGAGAGAGAGUUGCGCACACCCAGAGCCUCUCCUCUCCCGCACAGAUCCAGUGUGGCGCACUGAUAGGCGGCAGUCCUCGGAAAGUGGGAAGUUUUCGCCAAAAGCUUCUGUGUGAGAAUUAAUCAGCUUCAUGUCGACUCUGUUGGAUACUAACCCGCCGAUGCUAUGGUUACCUUUAUUACGAUUUUGCAGGUGAAUCUAGUGAUGUCCAUCCUGCUGUAUGUGAUGGCCCUUGUGUACCUGUAUGGUAUUCAAGCAUCUAGCAUGAACAGCAGCCACAAGGGACAGCAGCAGCACCCGCCGAGCCCCGACCCGUUGAACUCCCUCAUAAUCCAGCUGCUGCAGGCCGACCUGACGAGGGAGCGGACCCCGGGGAGCCACCGGCAGCAGGGGAGAGGCAGGGACGCCAAGCACCACGAUCCCAUCCUCCCUGUUUCGGGGCCAAGCUCACCGUUCAAGGACCAGGAGGACGGCGAGCCGUGGGGCGCGGGCGGCCGCAGCGGCGGGAGCAGCGAAGGCGCCGUGGAGCAGCAGGUGACGCUGGUGAACUCUGACCUUCUGCGGAACCACAAGAGAUACAUUUCUCCGCGGGUGGUGCUGAGCGACCGGCCGCCGCUCCAGCCGCCUCCCCUGUACCUGGCCGACGACUUCGUGAGCGGCGGGCCGGAGGGAGCGGCGGCGGGAAACAAAACGCGGAAGAAGCGGCAGGCCGAACACCGGAGUUACCGCGGGGAGUAUUCCGUCUGCGACAGCGAGAGCAAGUGGGUGAUGGACAAAACCAGCGCCAUGGACCUACGGGGAAUCAACGUGACGGUCAUGGCCAAAGUUAAAACCUUCGACAAGCGGGAGGUCAAGCAGUUUUUCUACGAGACGAACUGUCGAGGCGAAGAGGAGCCGUCCAGAGCCAAAGAAAGGCAGUGCCGGGGAAUCGACGAAAAAAACUGGAGCUCUCAGUGCAAGACGACGCAGACGUUUGUUCGCGCGCUGACGCAGGACCACAGCGGCAUGGUGGGCUGGAGGUGGAUACGCAUAAACACUUCCUGCGUCUGCGCGUUGUCGAGGAGGAAACGCAAGACGUAAAAUUCAAGUCUCUCUGAACCAGAACCAGUGGAGGUCCACUUUUCUUUUUCUGGGAUUUUAUUUCCACAGCGAACCGCACCACAGGAUUAGGUGCGGCGGUAAAGGACCACGACGUUCUGCUCCAAACUAUCCAUCUGAAGAAGUCUCGGGUCCUUUUGAAUACGAUUUCAAACUAAUGUGCUGCAAGCUGUAACGAAAGAACUCUCGCGAGAGGGCGAGGACUGCACAACGGAGAACUGUACAUAUAAAUUAUUUAAAUUAUAUGAAAUUGCAUGUAGUGAAUACAUGGUUAUCUAUCUUUAUAUGAUGUAUGAAUAUAUUUGUUAUUUAUUGACAGAAGAUUCCUUAAAAUGAAAAUGAGAAAAAAGAAGCGAGGUGUAAACCUGACUUUUAAGACGAUAAUGCGAAGCUAGGGGCUGCAAAGGUGCUUCACAGCGAGACUUCGUAAGUGCCUUCACUGAAGUGUGAGUAGCAGGACAUGGCAGCAAUGGUUGCCGUAAACGUUUUGGCAACGGGUCCGUAGUAAGGCGACCCAUCAGCAGGGACCUGUCCCGUCCCGCCGACCCGACACGAAGCCCGCACGAGACCGGCGACACAAUCAGAGGUCGCGAGACAACCAAGAUGUGUAACAAGAAACUUUUUCAGUGUCUUCGCCGUGAUGUCGACCAGCGGUCAAGUUUUGCUUCUUGUGGUCUCAUUUGUUUCAUCCUUUGAAUAAAAAGCCCAUAUAUCCCAAAGUUGGAAAUUUAAUAUUUAAAAAAUAUAUAUAUAUUAAGACCCAUUUCAAAUUGUUACAGUGCCAAAGAUUAGAUAACACAUGUAAGAGGAUAAUAAAUGUCUUUAUUCUUCUUUUCACGGCUUACCUUCCGAAUCUGUUUUGAUUUCACAGUUUUCAUGGUUGGUCGAAGUGACUCGUGUUUGGUUUGGUUUUACCCAAAUGCGACUUCGGCAUGUUUGUCCAUUUUGAACAACGUUCAAAAGUGAGCCCGUUUAACACCUGAUAAUUUUAUAUGAGUAACUUUUUUUUUUUAAAGUUAGGGUUAAGGAUAAAUAAAUGUAGCUACUUGAACAUAAAACAGAAACUGAAUGGAAAAUUUACCUGUGUUAGCUAACAGGCUAACAGUUACCCAACAGGGAGAAAUAGUUGAUUUUGGUCAUUUAAAGCAACUCAGACUGAAAACACGGUAUCAGCAGGUAGCAAUGAGCUAAACAUUUACCCUGUUACUAUGCCUGAAGAUGAUUCUGCCAUUUUGGAUGCCAGUGUAAAUUCUGAAGAAAACAUGGCCGUUGUUUGGUUGAGAAAAACUGAAAAAUUUAAUAGUUUUCUAUCUCCUGGAUAUAAAAAUUUUUUUUUAGUUAAUAUUAAUUUGUCAAAAAUUAGCUAAUUGUGCCGUCUGACUAGCUGUCUCAUCGUGACACCAUUUAACAGUUGAAAAUUUUUAGUGGGAUUGAGAUUUUUUUUUUAAAGUAAAGGUUAGGUACUAUCCUGAAAUAUACUUAGUCUAAUGAACAUAAAACGAAAACUGAAAGGAGUCUGCAUAACGACUAGAAAGAUCACUGGGAUUUUUUAUCUUUUGCAUGUUGUAAGUGCUUCUCUAACCUCUCAAAUAUAUUCUAAAAAAAGUCACAUUUGCCAAAAAAAAAAAGAAAAAGUUUUUCGUGCUGAAAUGCUGUGUUGAUGUCAGCUUCUGGAUUUCACAUAAUGGCACACAGGACCUUUAGCACCUGCCUGCGUAAAAGUUCAUUUCAAACGUUACUUUUAAUCUGACAAAUGAGACUCAUCAGGACGGAUACUUAUUAUUUUAUCCAACAUAACUGCAUUUGGAGUUAUGAUUUUCAACGUUAAAAUAUUUAUUUCUUUGUUUGGAAGGUUUGAUUCAAGCCCGCCUGGAAGUAACACGUGAGGGUUUAUUUAAAGAACUUGUGAGAAUAAAAAUAGUAUGAAUCAUCCAUUGUGAUGUUCUCAGCCACCAGCUCAAUCCACAGUGAAUUCAAACCCACAAAGUUACACAGAGUUCUGCAGCACAGAAGACACGCGCUGAGGGGAUUCCCUUUGGAAGCACGCUGAAAGAUUCAUUUCUCACCUUGUUUACAUUGUUAGGAUUAAAUCCCACAUCUUAAGAGUUCACAGACCAAAAGAGUUUAUGUGGUUACUUACCUCCAGGUAAUUUCAUACCAAACACAGGCAUGUGUACAAUCCUGAGUGUUAAAUUGUAACACAGAAGCACAAUCGGGUCAUUUAAGAACAAAUUAAAGACUACCAUGACCAACAGCUCAGCCAGUGAGACUCUUCGUUUUGCUGUCAAAGAUUAUGGCGUAUGAAAGCCAUUGUAGAUAGAAAAAAAAAAAGGAAAAGUACAUUUUUACCAAAAAACUGAGAUUGAUCUAAGAGAUUUUCUAGCGUAAGGACAUUUAUGAGCUUUAAAAGUCAAAAAUGUUUGGUAUUACUGGUAGACUUGGUCUCAAUGUCAUCGAUAUUUUUGUAUUGAUCCGCCCACCUCUGUUAGUGGAAGCUGGCGUUACUCAUACGAAACCAUGCAUUAUUUUCCCUUCCAGUUCACAAUUAUGUGUUAAUGUGUUCUAUUAAAUCUCAACAAAAUACGUUAAUGCUGAUUAAUAAGGCCCUAUUAAAUGUAACAUCAUUUUUCAAGCAGGGGCAAAGUUGAUUUGUCAAACUGGGUAAUACUACAAUUAAUCAUGUUGACAACUAUGUGAUGAUGCUUUUACUUCAAAAAAUCUUACCAAGUGUUUUUGGUUUAGUUUCUAGUACAAACAUUGAUGGUGACCACCUUAUGCCAAAUGCUACAAGUGCAGAUGAGCAGUUGAUGGAUUUUUAGUACUUUUAAAUUAAUCCAUAACAAAAGUUUGUUUAAAAUUUAUCUGUACUGCCAUUGAUGCAAUAAGAUACAAAAGGUUGCAACGCAACAGAAAGUACUCGUUCCAUUGGCAGAUUUUGCACUAUUAUUUCUUACACUUAUUCUGAAAAAGUGUAAAAAAAAUCUGCUAGUGGAACUUGAACUUCCUUUUUUAUCAAUAUUAAGCGUUUUUUUUCCACUUAAAACAAGCUCUGAAAUCUUGGUAAAAGUUACUUAUUAGUUAGUUUUGUCUUAUUUGAAGUGUAUGAAGAUAUUUGCACUAGAAACUAGACCAAAAUUACUUCAUACAUUUUGUAUUUUUGCAGUGCAGGGUUUACGACUACCUCAGCUUCUUUGAUUCACAUUGGAGAGUAUGGCUCUAAUUAGAUGCAAUGUUUGCAGAAAUUACUGGAAGUUGGUCCCUGAGCGUGCAACCCGAGCGCAGCAUUGAUUUAACAACUCAAUGAUAGUUAUCGCUGAAUUUUCUCUUACGGACAGUCAUUAACACAAUAAGGAACAUUGGAAUGUUGGAAUUUGGGUCAAUUCAAAGGUACAAUAAAUGAGCCACAAUGUUUUUAGUAAGGGUUUGUAGCUAGAAACAAGACAAAGUAUUGAAAAUACAUUGUUUCCGUAAGUUCAAUAAUGACCAGACCAAAUAUGGCAGGAAAAACAUAAUCAAAACGUCUCAUGUCUGCAGUGAAAAUGGCUCAAGAGCAGGGAGAAAAGCACAAGGUCUCAGUUUCAGUUAUGCAGCCGAAGCAACAAGAUUGACAACGAUAUGAAUCAGUCAUUAUCAAAUUCCACGGAGAUCUGCGUAAUGAAGCAUGUUUGUUUCUUCACCCUGUGGUUUCUAAGAGGCAAAGCAAUAUUUCACAGUUCUGACAACUGACUUUCACUGCGUUUCUUUGAAACCAGCCUGGUAUGUCUGAAAGGAUUUAGGACUUUUUAGACAUUGUUUGAACGAAGGUUUCUGUUAUUGAGGAGUUUGACAUUGACAGAUAAAAACUGUCUUCUAAGGAAAAGCUUUUCUUUUUCUUUAAUCCAUCCAGUACUGGUUAAGGAGCGUGUCCAGAGAAACCCAUUUGUUCAGUGUGAGUACGAUUAAGCACAAUGUUUUUACUGGUCCUGUAUUUAGACGAACAUUUUUUAACGCUUUCUAAACAUGUUGUUAUCUUAUUAUUGUGAGCUUUUAUUUUUCUCCUCACAAAACUGGCCAAAUAUAUAAUGUUUCCAAGA
This is a messenger RNA of Xiphophorus couchianus (Monterrey platyfish), 5201 nucleotides long. RefSeq names its product neurotrophin 3 (gene ntf3). Gene Ontology annotation, biological process: modulation of chemical synaptic transmission; cell surface receptor protein tyrosine kinase signaling pathway; neuron projection morphogenesis. NCBI's taxonomy places the organism in Eukaryota, Metazoa, Chordata, Actinopteri, Cyprinodontiformes, Poeciliidae. The record is from RefSeq and is a predicted model, not a curated record. Bases 196 to 1110 code for a protein of 304 amino acids. Gene Ontology annotation, cellular component: axon; dendrite; synaptic vesicle. Gene Ontology annotation, molecular function: nerve growth factor receptor binding; growth factor activity. The transcript has 2 exons.